Molecule: messenger RNA, 1635 nt
Organism: Xenia sp. Carnegie-2017
Lineage: Eukaryota; Metazoa; Cnidaria; Anthozoa; Malacalcyonacea; Xeniidae
Product: L-xylulose reductase-like
Exons: 8
Coding region: 102-842 (246 amino acids)
Biological process (GO): xylulose metabolic process; glucose metabolic process
Molecular function (GO): carbonyl reductase (NADPH) activity; L-xylulose reductase (NADPH) activity
Source: RefSeq, a predicted model, not a curated record
AUCGUUUUUCAAGUUACUAAUUUUGCUAUCGCUGGUUUAAACAAUACCUGCUUAGUUUACCAGUUUACAUUGCACUUGCAAUACGCUAAUUUUCCUUCAAAAUGAACAUUGAUUUAACAGGGAAGACUGCCUUAGUUACUGGUGCCGGUAAAGGCAUUGGUCGUGCUACAUCUAUUUUACUUGCUGAAUGUGGGGCAAGCGUAAUUGCCUUAUCAAGAACACAAGCUGAUUUGGACUCGUUAGUUGCAGAAUGUGGAGGGAAUGUCAAAACUAUUUGUGCUGAUUUGGUUGAAUUAGACACAGCAAUAAAGGAAAUUCAAUCCAGUUGUGACCAUAUUGACCUGUUAGUGAACAAUGCUGCCUGCUUGAUUCAUAUUCCCAGCAUAUUGAAUGUGACUGAAGACGAUAUAAAUAAGGCAGUCAAACUGAAUGUCACAGUUCCACUUUGCUUGAGCCAGAUGAUUUCUCGCGAUUUAAUCAAACGUGGACUAGGUGGAGCAAUUGUCAAUGUUUCGUCAGUUGUAGCAGAUAGAUUUUCUGGCAGUACGGCCCCUUAUGGCAUAACAAAAGCUGCGCUGGAUAAUUUGACGAAAACUUUUGCAAUUGAGCUUGCUCCAUACAAGAUUCGAGUAAACAGUAUAUUACCCGGACUUACCAACACACCAAGUGUUCAAGGUUGUAUCGAAUUGCAAGGUGUACAAGCUCUCUUGAAACAAACACCGAAAGGUCAAAUGGCUGAGGCCAGGGAAAUAGCUCAAACUAUUGUCUAUUUGCUCAGUGACUAUUCCAAUAAUAUUACUGGUGCGAGGAUUGUAUGUGAUGGUGGAUUUCAUUGUAAUUGAAUUUAAUCAUUUUGACAUGUUUGUUGGUUACAACAGUCGUCGUAUUUUAGAUGGUACAUGUCAAGGCCUAAUUCCACAGGCGAAAUUUCUCAGUUAAAAUCAAAAAUAGUUUUACGCACGCGUGAAGAAAAUUUGUUCGCCAAUAUUUUCGAGUAGAAAUUCAAUUUGCUGGAUGCUGUAAAGCGUAUUGCGCAAAUAUUGUCUGUUGCAAAAUUUUGUCUGCGGAGUCUGCGCUUAAAACGAAUUUUUUUCAUACAAAAUCACAUUUGUUUUCGUCGCCCCUGCGUGCUAAUAUUUUGCGUGAAAAUUUUUACAUUUUGCUUUGAAUUUCCGCCCGUGCAGUCAGGCACCGUUUGCACGAAGGACGAAAAGCGCUAUCCACUGAAUAACAAUAUUUUUGAACGCUUCCAAAGUUUCUUAAAAAGAAAAUAUUUACGAAUCGAACUAGGCAAUCAACGAAAUAUAAUAUUGGUUCUAGAAAGUUUUUUCAUCGUAAAGAAAAUAUAUAAACUCCUUUUUCACAAGUUUGAAAAAUUUACUAUCCAAUGGAUAACGCUAUCCAGGCUUCGUGCAACUGGCCCCACGACUUUAUACGCAUGUGCAAUAUCCCAGGAAGAAAAAAAGUGUAAACUGUAUGCUAUCAUUGGAAAAGUGAAGACAAAUAUUUGAAGCAGUGCUCCUACAUGUGAAUAGUUUGUGAGUUGCUAAAAAAGAAUUUCUUUGAAGUAAACGCAAUGAAGUACAGAUUAAAUGCUAACUGAACUUGACUAAAUAAUAAAGUGAAUGUCUUGAA